Aspergillus sclerotioniger CBS 115572 is the source of this 1429-nucleotide messenger RNA. RefSeq lists its product as uncharacterized. Gene Ontology annotation, molecular function: catalytic activity. The coding region runs from base 1 to 960 and encodes 319 amino acids. The record is from RefSeq and is a predicted model, not a curated record. NCBI's taxonomy places the organism in Eukaryota, Fungi, Ascomycota, Eurotiomycetes, Eurotiales, Aspergillaceae. The transcript has 4 exons.
AUGUCUUUGUUAACGGCAUUUCGGGGCAGCUCAUCUAUACGUCGCGAAAGCCAACGACAUUUCCGGAGACAGCAGCUUGAGAAGCACCCCCAGCCUGCUGCUGAACCAGGCAUCCCUCCCGUCCGGGAUGAAAUGCAGGCUGGCAUCGACAACAUCUCAUUCGAGGAUACCAUUGGGCCUUUGAUCAACGUCUUGCCUUUUCAUGUGUCCAUCAAUGGGAAGCAGUCCACGACCGAUUAUCUGCGCUCUGUCUCCCCCCACUUCAUCCAGCUGACGUCUGUGCAGAGCUCGACCCCCGAUGACGGAUACUGCCGCGACUUUACGUCUGCCAUCGCCAUGGAGUUUGAGAUUUUCAGCGUGACGAUAUCCAACUGCUGGCUGACCACUUUCGCCGUGCCAUUCACGGGGAAGUCUGGUCUGUUCUUGCUCACCGGUCCAUCAAUUAGAUCAUCGCUAUCUACGGCAUCCUCAAGGCAGGUGGUGUCUACUUUGCCCAGGACCCCGGCUUGCCCGAUUACAUUCGUGAUGGCCGAUAGGAUUGAUUCAUUUGCUUACUUCAAGAAGACCAAUGCUGCGAUUUUGAAUCCCUCGGUGACCGAGAUCCUCCUGCUGGAGGAUUUCCCCGAUUUGCGGAGGGUGACUCUGCAUCAGCUGGUUCUGGCGUCAGUUGCCUUGGCUCUCCAGUCCAACCGCAACGACAUCGACAUUGUCCUCGGGGCCCCAUACUUCAAUCGCGGACAAGAUGACCUAGACACCGUGGGUCUGUUCCUCGAACCGAUCCCCAUCCGCAUCCAGUUUCCUUUCCCACAGGAUCAGGCAUCUGUAUCAACCCUGUCAUUCGUCCGUGCUGUCCAACGAUGCAGUCAAUCUGCCAUCGCUCACGCGAUUCCCUGGACCCAACUUUCAGAAGCAGUGGGCGCGUCGAAGACUGACUUCCAUAAUCCCCCCUGCUGGACGUGAUGGUGACUUUCCACGACGAUCGCACGUCACCCCGGUUACCUGUUGACGGCCUCGACCCGGUGAUCACUUAUACGAAGGGAUCAAAAUUUGCGCUUCUGGUGGAGUUUUGUGCGGUUUCUGAUGGGACGAUUCUGAUGAGAUUAGAGUAUGAUACCGAGUGUAUUCCGAAGGAGAAGAUCCGGGGUAUAGAUAAGAUGAUUCUCGAGGCGCUGAGAAUGGUCGUAGAGGGGGAUUCAUAUGGUGCUGUUAAGGAGAGGAUGAGGUCGAUGAGUGUGACCGGGGGUGGUGUCCAUGGAAAGGUGGAACGGUAUUUCGGGAUGAGGUUGGCUGAUUUGCGGAGGGAGUAGGAAACUGGGGGUGGAGGUGUAGAUAGAUAGACUGUGCAGUUCAGUGAGAGUGUUGUGUAGGAGAUCAAGAGCUUCCCCGUGAUUUCUUUGUUUCCGAUUCUGGGUCACGCGGAUUGGUUGCC